UGAUAGCAUUUAGUAUCGUGUGAGGAAAAAAUGCUCUCCAGUGCGUCUUCUCCAACAACAUCGACUCCUGCAUACGGGAGAAAGCAACAGAAAGAGCAACAGGAGCAGCAGCAUCCGAAUCCAAGGGAUCAUUGAUGCCAAGAGUCGGAACAAGUGGAGACAAGUCGAUAGCCCCCGGCUGUGGGUAGUGAGUUCCUGAGCAGCGAGGAAGUGAAAUCCGUUGCCUUGGCGCCUCCGCGCUGCGCGAUGCAAGGGAACAGUAGCCGAUCCACAUUAAGCGCACAAUCCUCGGGCACACCGUCGGCGUCCACGAUAUCCUCGUCACAGGGAAAGCAACAAGUUGUCGAACUAUCCGGCUAUGUCAUCAUACUCGUCGAGAAUGUGGAAGGGAAAAUUAAACUAUAUGGCUCACCGCCCGAUCGCGAUAAUCUGGAAGUGGGCGAUGAGAUACUCGAGGUUAAUGGCCUUUCACUGGAGAACAUAUCGCGCACAGAGGUCAUACGCCACAUACACGAUUGCAUCAAAUCCUGUACGAUCUGUUUGCGGGUGCGUAAGAAGAAUGAUUCUCGAUUGGCCUGGGAUAUUGGGAACUCGGUGCAGGACGCGUUUGUCAUUGCCGUCGAGGAGCACGCCCGGGAGCGACUGCAGCGAUUGGCGGCUCUGAAUCGAGUGACGCCCGUGGACAUAACCCAACUGUCAAAGAAGCUGCAGCAAAGCGGCAAGAGCGGGACAUCGACAAGUCAGAAGCCGCAGGACCUCAGCUUCCUGAACGACUCAACGCCCAUCUAUGUGACGUCCUUCACCAGCAAUCAGAUCACCUGCUGCAGCUCCACCAUGACGACGGCCACGGCGGGUGGGCCCAUUUCCGCUCCGAUGCUGGCACCCACCACAGCGACCUGCACGAUGCCCACGCCCGCCGUCGAACAGCAGUCGGCCAGCCAGGGAGCCUCCGCGCUGGUGAGUGCCGCUGUGGCAGCGGCCACGGCCGCCGAUCGCAACGCCAACAGCACCACCGCCGCGGCCCUCAAGCAGCAGCGGCAGAAGCAGAGCAGCGGCAUAGCGGCAGGCAGCUCGACGAGCAGCGCCACCGGACAGAUCUACCAGGCGAGCCAGGCUCAGCAGCAGCAGCUGCAGCAGCUCCAGCAGCAACUGGCGGCUGCCGCCGCUGCGGGAAAGCCCCUCCAGGCCAAGUCCCUGCUCGCGAGCAGCCUCCAGCAUCUGGCCGAGGAGGUGGACAACGAGGAUCUCGACGACGACGACGACGAUGUGGACGGGGCCAACUAUUGCGGCAUCACCUACAUCUCGUACAACAACAAGCACGCCCAGCUACCCACGACGACGCUGCCGGCCAGCACAACGCUCCCGGCGGCGGCGGCCACGCUGGCCACCACGGCGGCGAUCCACCAGCAGCGGCACCAGCAGCAGACUCACGUCCAGACCCAUAACCGCCCAGCACCGCUGCAGCUGUGCGCCAGCGAUGUACAGUUCGUGGAUGCUGGCACCUCGACAUCGCCCCUGCUGGCCGCCACCAGCAUUGUGACGGCAGCGGAUAUCGCCCUGCCGCCCAGUGGCGGCCAUUUGCAUGGCACAACGACACCAAAGACCGAGUACUCGACGGCCAUCUCAAGCGGCCAGCUGCAGCAGGCCUUUGCCGAGUUGCAGUUGCAGCACUCCACGAAUAACAACACCUCACAGCUGCAGCAGCAGCAACAGCAGCAGCAGCAUUUACUUUUAAGCAACAACAAUAAUAGCAAUAAUUCCAUCGCAUCCAGCGGCAUGGCAACAGCAGCGGCCACAACGGCAUCCGUGAUGAAGAAUUGUGAUCUACUGAUAGCCAACAAUCUGUAUCCACCGAGACGAGAGUUACUAGAUGACGUCAUUGUUCAUCAAUCCAGCGAUGUCCAUGCAUUCAACACCAAUGUAGCGACAGCGACAGCCAACAGCAGCAACAAUCGAUCCCUGCAGCAGCAUCAGCAGCAUCAGCAGCAAUUGCUGAGUGCCGCCUACGAGCUGCAGCAGCAGCAACAACUCUUGCAACAGCAGCAGCAACUGCAACACAGUCCCACAAGUAGCAUAUCAAUAGGAAGAACAGAACUUUUAUUGGGCGAUCAAAGUCUGCGGCAGGACUCCAGCAGGAAUCGCCGGCGCUCCGGCUCGAGCAUUGUUGUCCUGGACGGUGAUGAUCUGAAGCCAUGCCUCCCGGAUGAUUAUAUAAGUGGACAGCAUCACCACUUGCAACAGCAACAUCCGCAGCAUCCACAGCAUCCGCAGCAUCCACAGCAGCAGCAGCAGCACCACUACCGCACGCAUUCGAGUGACAUCAGAGAGAUUGACCAGGAAAUGCUGACCAUGCUGUCCGUGAAUCAAGAUAACGGACCACAUCGUGAGAUGGCCGUCGAUUGUCCGGACACGUUCAUAGCGCGCAACAAGACGCCACCCAGAUAUCCGCCACCCCGUCCACCGCAGAAACAUAAAACCACCGUCAAGAAAACCAACACCAACACAAAGAACACCAACACCAACACCACAACCUCAACCACCUCCACCAUAUCGACAUUCCAUAAUGAUGAUCAUGCUAACAAAAUGUUAAUUGUUGCAUAUCAUUCUUCACAUCAACAUGAACAACAACUACAACAAAAACCACAACAACAACAACAAAAACAUGAACACCAUCAUCAACACACAACAACAACAAAAACAACAACAACAAUUGUUGCAACCAUCGAUGAUGAUGUUGCCACACAAAAUCUGUUCAAUCAAAAACAACAAAAUAAAUUGGAACAAAUUGAAAACUAUGAAAAUUGUCUACAAUUGGAACAACAACAACAACCACAGACAACAGUGGCGACAGCAGCAGCAGCAACAGCAGCAACAGCACCAGCAAACACAACCACAAAAGUGGCUGAACAGCAAACGCCAUGCAACAAUAAGUUACAACAACAGGCAACGAGCAACAGCAGCAACAGCAACAGUGGCAGCAACAACAUGGCAGAUGAUUACCUCUGUGUGGUGGAUGGCGGCCUCUAUCGCAGCCAGGGCUCUGGCUCACCCACGUCGACAGGCACCUUCGACGAGGUCCUGAGCAAGCAUACGCUGGACUCCUUCGGCAGCAUUGCCUACCGCCACUUGCACCAGCAACAACAGCAGCAGCAGCAGCAAGCGACGAGCAACGGCAACAGCAACAGCAACAGCAGCGGAAGUGGAAGUGGAACCACUGCCACGCCCAGCAAUGGGCAGCCGCCUGUGGAUGAUCAGACAUUGGCGAGCAGCAACACGUGCCACACAAGCAACAGCAAUUCGCUGAACAGCAGCAACAGCUCCAUGCACACCAGCAACAGCAACAGCAGCAGCAGCCACAUUGCCAGUGCCGCCUCCUCCUCGCUGACGAACCCCACCAGCAUCAGCAACGGCAGCAGCUCGACCGUGCCCGAUGACCUAAGCCUUGCCCCACCCGGCUAUGAGCCGGUGGUGGCACUGCUGCCCAGCCUGCCACCGAUGGCCAAGCACAGGGAGCUGCCCGUCGAUGUGCCCGACAGCUUCAUCGAGAUCGUGAAGACACCGCCGCGAUAUCCGCCGCCGGCGCAUCUCUCCUCGCGCGGAUCGCUGCUCUCCAAUGGCAGCGCAUCCACGGUCCAGACCACGCUCUCCUCGCUGCCACCUGCCACUGUUGCCACCGUUGCCACUGUGGGGGCUGCAGCUGGCACUGCCACUGCCACGGCAACGGCCACUGUUGCUGGUAGCAGUGGCAUAGGCAUAGCCGGCGAUGCGAAGCGGGUGUCCGAUGAGCUCAAUGGCAAUGCCAAGCCCGUGCCACCGCCCCGGGAUCAUCUACGGGUGGAGAAGGAUGGGCGGCUGGUCAACUGUUCGCCCGCCCCCCAACUACCGGAUCGCCGGGCAGCGGGCAAUGGCAACGGCAGCAGCGGCAGCCACAGUCAGCAGCACCAUCUGCAGCAGUUGCACCUCCAUCAGCAGCAGCUGCACCACCAACAGCAGCAGCAGCAAAUCGCCCAGAUUGUCGAGCCCACGCUGGAGCAGCUGGACAGCAUCAAGAAAUACCAGGAGCAACUGCGCCGGAGACGCGAGGAGGAGGAGCGCAUUGCGCAGCAGAACGAGUUCCUGCGGAACAGUCUGCGUGGCUCACGCAAGCUGAAGGCGCUCCAGGACUCGGCCACACCUGGCAAGGCCAUGGCCAUGGCCCAGCAGCAGCCAGCUCCGGCGGGACUCGCCGCCAUGCCCGCCGGUGUGGAGAAUGAGGCCUAUCUGCCGGAUGAUGAUCAGGCGCAGCCACAGCCACAGCCACAGCCCCAGCCAGAGCAUAUCGAUGGCUACGGCGAGCUGAUCGCGGCACUAACCCGCCUCCAGAGCCAGCUGAGCAAGAGCGGCCUCAGCACGCUGGCCGGGCGGGUGUCGGCCGCCCACAACGUCCUGGCCAGCGCCAGUGUGGCCCACGUGCUGGCCGCCCGCACCGCCGUCCUGCAGCGUCGACGACCCCGCGUCGGCGGCCCACUGCACCACAACGCCCUCGGCCUGCAGAAGGACAUCGUGGAGCUGCUCACGCAGUCGAACACCGCGGCGGCCAUUGAGCUGGGCAACCUGCUCACCAGCCACGAGAUGGAGGGCCUCCUGCUGGCCCACGAUCGCAUCGCCAAUCACACGGACGGCACGCCCUCGCCCACCCCGACGCCCACGCCUGGCGGUGGCCUGGGAUCGCUGAGCGGUGCCAGCAGUCCGGUGACGGGGCCAAAGAGAGCGAUGGGCGGCGUGGUGGUGCCGCCACCAGUGGUGCCGCCAACGUUGGCGCAGCGCGGAGCAAUGCCGCUGCCGCGUGGCGAGUCGCCGCCGCCUCCCCCGCUGCCCAUGCCGAUGCCCAUGGCCAUGCCGAUGAGCGCCUGCUUUGGGACACUCAACGACCAGAACGACAACAUCCGAAUAAUCCAGAUCGAGAAGUCGACAGAGCCGCUGGGCGCCACCGUGCGCAACGAGGGCGAAGCGGUGGUCAUUGGGCGGAUCGUGCGCGGCGGAGCCGCCGAGAAGUCCGGCCUGCUGCACGAGGGCGACGAGAUCCUGGAGGUGAACGGCCAGGAGCUGCGCGGCAAGACGGUGAACGAGGUGUGCGCCUUGCUCGGUGCGAUGCAGGGCACCCUGACGUUCCUCAUCGUGCCGGCGGGCAGUCCACCGUCGGGGGGCCUGGGAGGCCUUGGCCUGCCCGGCAGUAUGGCCGGCAGCGGAGGACUCGGCUCGGGGCUGGGAGCGCACCGGGACACGGCCGUGCUGCAUGUGCGGGCGCACUUCGAUUACGAUCCGGAGGACGAUCUGUACAUUCCGUGCCGGGAGCUGGGCAUCAGCUUCCAGAAGGGCGAUGUGCUGCACGUGAUCAGCCGCGAGGAUCCCAAUUGGUGGCAGGCGUACCGCGAGGGCGAGGAGGACCAGACGCUGGCCGGCCUCAUUCCUAGUCAGUCGUUCCAGCACCAGCGCGAGACGAUGAAGCUGGCCAUUGCCGAGGAGGCGGGCCUGGCCCGCUCCCGUGGCAAGGAUGGGGCCAGCAGCAAGGGUGCCACGCUGCUCUGUGCGCGCAAGGGUCGCAAAAAGAAGAAGAAGGCCAGCUCCGAGGCAGGCUAUCCCUUGUACGCCACGACGGCGCCGGAUGAGACCGAUCCCGAAGAGAUACUCACCUACGAGGAGGUGGCCCUCUACUAUCCGCGGGCCACCCACAAGCGGCCCAUCGUUCUCAUCGGACCGCCCAACAUCGGACGCCACGAGCUGCGCCAGCGCCUGAUGGCGGACUCGGAGCGCUUCUCCGCUGCAGUGCCACUGUUCUAUCUGCUCGAGGAGCGCCUCAAGGAGGCCAAGAAAAAGACCAAGGCCAAGGAUACAUCACGUGCCCGGAGGGAGGGCGAGGUGCCCGGCGUCGACUAUCACUUCAUCACGCGCCAGGCCUUCGAGGCGGACAUCCUGGCCCGACGCUUCGUCGAGCACGGAGAGUACGAGAAGGCCUACUACGGCACAUCCCUGGAGGCCAUACGAACGGUGGUGGCCAGCGGCAAGAUCUGCGUGCUGAAUCUGCAUCCGCAGAGCCUGAAGCUGCUGCGAGCCUCCGACCUCAAGCCCUAUGUGGUGCUGGUGGCGCCCCCCAGCCUCGACAAGCUGCGGCAAAAGAAGCUGCGCAAUGGGGAACCAUUCAAGGAGGAAGAGCUCAAAGACAUCAUUGCCACGGCCAGGGACAUGGAGGCACGUUGGGGCCAUCUCUUCGACAUGAUCAUCAUCAACAAUGACACGGAGCGUGCCUACCACCAGCUGCUGGCCGAGAUCAAUUCGCUGGAGCGCGAACCGCAGUGGGUGCCCGCCCAGUGGGUGCACAACAAUCGGGACGAGUCAUAAGGAUCCACUGUAAUCGGCGACCAGAGUACCACAGACCUCCAACAGCAGCCAAUCUCCCUCCCCCACCAUCCCCCAAACUGCAACUGCAACUCCGGCUCCUGCUCCUCCCUCAGUCUUUGUAAAUACAAAAAAAUUUCCAUCGAGGCCAUCCCAUAGCCAGAGCCAGAGCCAGAGCCCAGGGUCCCUAUAUCUCUGCAUUGUAUAUCCGCCCGACCUACCCAUGAAUAUUUAUAUUAAUUGUUUGCGAAUGUCCCCAUAUCCCCAAUGUCUUGGUUUUUUUUUUAUUUAUAGUUUUACUCUUUGAACUCGUUUGAAAGCACUUCAAUUCCCAUUUGAUUGUACUUCCAGUCCACCUACCGUGUACUUAUGUUACCGAAAUUGUUGUUCGAUUAACCAUUAUUGAUCCAUAUGCAUAUAUAUUUUUUUUUAACACUAACUUAUAUACAAUACAUAAUAUAUAAUACAUUUUAUACAUACAUAUACCGUAUGCAUGUAUUUAUGACCAUUUUUUGUUGUUGUUGCUUAAGCUAAGCGUCGAGCACUUCCUUAAGUUCUGAAGGGCAAAUCGAAAUUGUAAAUUAGCAAAUUACGACAGACUUACUAAGCCCGGAAGGGAGUGAAGCCCUGCCUAGAACAGGAUCCAAUAAAUUGUGUAAUAAUACUAAAUACCAUAAGCGACAACAAACAAAACAAAACCAAUCGAAUCCAAAUCCAAAAUGUUAACAGAGCCAGAACAAUCCGUAAAAUCCGUAAGGCAGUAGCUGUCCGGCGGGUGGCAAAAUAAGCAAAAAACAAAACGUGAUGAAGGGAGGGUUGGAGUGUGGAGUGUGGAGGGUGGAUGAGUGUGGAUGCGUGUGUAGAGAAUCAGAUGCAUAAUUGCAAUUACGUAAUCUAUUUACUUUAUACAGUUACAGAUAAAGAUAACGAUAACGAUAAAGAUACCGAUAUACAUACAUACUAUAAAUAACUUAUAGACGAAGAUCGAAGCGUACUUAAACCAUUUAACUCUUAACGAAAGUAGCAAAGUAAAAGCUUUGAAACGAGAGAAAGAGAGACAACAAAAUCAGUACGUCAUUGCCAAAAAAAAAGGGGGGAGUGAGAGAAAAAGGAGCGGAGAGGAGAGUAGCGGAUAAUGGAUUGAUGGAUGAUGGACGAUGAUAGAUCGAGUUGGGCGAAGAAUCACUUAGAGAAAAAAACACUCCACGAGCGAAAUUGUUUAGAACAAAUGCAAAAGCAAAAAAAAAGCAUAACAAAAACCGUAGCGAACUUGAAGCACUGUAAAAAUAAAAACCAAAACAUGUAAACGAAUGAAAAGCGAUUGGGGAUGUAAUCGAUUACGAUGACGGACUGGGGAGUACGGGGGGUAAGGGUAAAGCAGCAUUAGGAUGGAAAAUGCAUUAGGCUAAGCAACAAACGAAAAUACAAAAGUAAAUGUUGUUGUAAUUAAUUAUCGUAAACUACA
Molecule: messenger RNA, 7840 nt
Organism: Drosophila subobscura
Lineage: Eukaryota; Metazoa; Arthropoda; Insecta; Diptera; Drosophilidae
Gene: sdt
Exons: 18
Coding region: 247-6378 (2043 amino acids)
Biological process (GO): establishment or maintenance of polarity of embryonic epithelium; protein localization to plasma membrane; generation of neurons
Cellular component (GO): plasma membrane; adherens junction
Molecular function (GO): protein binding
Source: RefSeq, a predicted model, not a curated record